AGUUUUUGCAGUAAUAUAUCCCUGUAAAUGAUUGUACAUUUAGCAAAUUUAAGUUAAUUUAUUGAAUUAUAUUAACUUGACAAUUGUUAGUGUACUAAUUAAAUAAAUUAUGAUGUAUGUGAAAUUAUUGUAAAAUAUUGAUAAGUAAUGUAGGAAGUGUAAACAAAUCAUAAUGUAGUAGAUGGACCCUUCUGCUAGAUAGUGAUUCAUUUCAAAAUCGGUUUUUGAAAAUGAUCUAUGAGAAAGGAAAGUUUGGGAACCGCUGUUUUAAUCAUUGUUUCAUUUCCAGCUACUACCCCUCCUCCGUCAGUAACGUGCCCCGCUACAGUGUUAUUUGGUGCUUCGAACGCUGCUACGGUGCUGAAGAGUCCUAUAAACGUGUUAUACGAGAACUAUCCAGGGCUCAGUUUCAAUUGCACUUUUGGGGAUGGGUCGCCACUAGAUGCUACACAAGCUCCAUUGCAGUUGAGUCACAGUAUGAGAUUCAAAGUGGUGUGUCAAAUAAAGGAACAGAAGUUUGAAGGAUAUGGGUCUAGUAAGAAGCUAGCUAAGUUAGCAGCGGCACGUUCAGCACUCGCUGUACUAGAGGAAGGACGAGUAGAGACACCCGCUCUCAUACAAGCGUUCCACGCUGGGCUACUGUCACAAACACUAGCUGAUCACAUUGGCAAGCUGGUCAAUGAGAAAUUUAAUGACGUGAUGAAAGGUGAUCUAGUUCACUCGAAGAGAAAAGUACUAGCUGGCAUAGUUAUCACCACCAAUCAUCGCAUCGAAGGUGCCAAGGUAAUUGCUGUCACAACCGGCACGAAAUGUGUCUCCGGCGAACACAUGUCCGUGAGAGGGCGAGCCGUGAACGAUUGUCACGCUGAGGUGGCAGCGAGAAGAUGUCUCCAGCGACAUCUCUAUGCCCAACUGUUGAUGUACGCUUCUUCUACCGAUCCAACCGUUUCUAUACCGGAUUCGGACUUGGAGCCGGCGAUGGGCGGCGGUUACCAGUUGAAGCGAGACAGACAGAUACACCUGUACGUGUCUACCGCGCCUUGCGGCGACAGUCGGAUAUUCAGUCCGCACGAGCAACCGGAACCGGAACCGGACAGACAUCCCAACCGGUUAGCUCGCGGACAGCUGAGGACAAAGAUUGAAUCCGGUGAAGGGACAAUUCCUGUCAAGAAUUGUAAUAACCUGGUUCAGACUUGGGACGGCGUUAUGCAGGGCGAGCGGCUUCUAACUAUGUCGUGUUCCGAUAAAGUUGCCCGCUGGUGCGUAGUGGGCCUCCAGGGGGCGUUGCUGUCGCGAUUCAUCAAACCCGUGUACCUGCAUUCGCUAGUACUUGGCUCUUUACUACAUCACCACCAUAUGUACAGAGCUAUAUGUGGUCGCAUAGAGGCGUACAUAGCGUCUCUGCCGCCCCCCUUCGAAUUGCAACGCCCUCUGUUGGCUCGCGCGGCAAGCACUGAAGCGCGUACUCCAGCCAGAGCGCCGUCGUUCAGUGUGUGCUGGUGUUCCACCACCCCGCAACCCGAAGUAGUGAACGCGACUACAGGGAAGCUAGAGAGCGGGCAGCCGUCUUUGCUGUGCAAGCAGAGUAUGUUCGCCAGGUGGCAGUACUUGGUCAAACGUGUGUCAGCAUUGCCACAGGUAAGAUCACUUCAGGCUCACUAACUAAAUAACUGUCCUAUGAAUAAAUUAAUAAUAUUUUUUUUUUGUCACUCUAUUACUGUAUAAUCUUUUAUUCUCAUAUAACUGGUAUUUUUAACAUUAUAUUAUGGUUAUGUGUACAUCAGUUGACAUUUAUAAGUGACAUAUACAUACUGUUUGCGAUAUAUGUGAAUGAUAUUGCUGAGUGCUUUCAAUUUUAUUCGCGACUGAUA
Molecule: messenger RNA, 1871 nt
Organism: Diatraea saccharalis (sugarcane borer)
Lineage: Eukaryota; Metazoa; Arthropoda; Insecta; Lepidoptera; Crambidae
Source: the annotation of a GenBank genome assembly